Rubroshorea leprosula is the source of this 1071-nucleotide messenger RNA. The record is from the annotation of a GenBank genome assembly. NCBI's taxonomy places the organism in Eukaryota, Viridiplantae, Streptophyta, Magnoliopsida, Malvales, Dipterocarpaceae.
UUCUUGGAAAAAUGAUUUAGGGCAGCCAAAAAAAAAAAAAGGGGACAGAUGAUGAGAUGCUGAAGGAGAGGAGCUAUUUCUUUCACAUCCAGUAGAAUGCAAUACUGUAAGAUAACAGAACUCCUCAAUCUCAUCCAGCUACUUUCUCUUCAGAGUUCUUUAAUUAGUUUAUCAUCUGACACAAUAAACAAUUUCAAAGCCUGGUGCUCCUGCCAUGUUCCUAGAGAGGAAGAUAACAUAAAUCUGAUUGUUAGAAUGAUGAUUAUAGAACAUUACAUUUUGGAUGAGUGUUAUGACCGAAAGAUGCAAUCCAUUCUUGUGAGUCCUUGUAGCUCUCAGCAAUUAACUGGGAAGACAACUUCAAAAAAACCAAGGGGAAGGAAACAUAGAAAGUCUCAUAAUUCUCAAAGAUCCUCAGUUCAAGAUUAUGCUCCUUCAAGUUCAACACAAGCUACCCAAUUUGGGUUCAUGGGUUACACCUCAAUUCAAACUCAUGCAAUGACAACAUUUCAUCAAACCCCAUAUCAUACGUUUCCACCACAACCAGUAAACACUUUUGUGCCUAUAUAUUGGCCUCCACCAACUGCAUUUUCUCCUAGCCCUUAUCCAACUGCAGAUGGUUAUCAAUCUUAUCCACCUAGUGCAAACUGCAUCUCCAUCCAUCCACAGCCUUAUUACAACCAACCCUCCUCCAUUGGUCUAAUUCCAAAGCUAGUAGAAGGAGGCGGGAAGGGUGAUGUGGACUUGGAGGAAGCUGAUAGCGACUCAGAGAGCAGUUCAAGCAGUGCAGAAGCAAAGCAGACAUUAGAAAGCUGAAAGUAAUGACCAGUUGUGUAUACACCUUAAUUUCAGAACACCCAUCUUUGGCUCCUCCAAUAUUUAUUGAGUGCAUAAAUGUGCAUACAUCUAGAAUUUGCUUCGACAAGGGAGUCUUGUCCCUUUUGUUUUUCCCCUUUCUUUAUCAAUCUCUGUGUUUAUCUGGUUGUGCAACAUAUAAGUUCUGCUAUUUACUUUUGUUUAUUUAUUUAUUCUGCUUCUGAUGACACCAAGAGCCCCUUAUUCAUGAUUUUA